AUGGCGCAACUCGAUACCCUCGACUUGGUUGUUUUGGUGGCUCUCUUAGUGGGUAGCGUUGCCUACUUCACCAAGGGUAGCUACUGGGCUAUUCCUAAAGACCCUUAUGCCUCCAGCGCCGCCGCUAAUGGAGCCGCUAAGAGCGGCAAAACCCGCGACAUCGUGGAGAAGAUGGAGGAGUCCAACAAGAACUGUGUGAUCUUCUACGGCUCGCAGACCGGUACCGCGGAGGACUACGCAUCACGACUGGCAAAGGAAGGCUCCCAACGUUUCGGCUUGAAGACUAUGGUGGCCGAUAUUGAGGACUACGACUACGAAAAUCUGGACAAAUUCCCUGAGGACAAGGUCGCAUUCUUUGUGCUGGCCACCUACGGCGAGGGUGAGCCCACUGACAACGCGGUGGAAUUCUAUCAAUUCUUCACUGGCGAGGACGUUGCUUUCGAGAGCGGCGCCACUGCCGAGGAUUCCCCUCUUUCCUCCAUGAAGUAUGUCACGUUCGGCCUCGGUAACAACACUUAUGAGCACUACAACGCCAUGGUUCGUCAGGUCGACACCGCUCUGACCAAACUCGGUGCGCAACGCAUUGGAACUGCUGGUGAGGGCGACGAUGGCGCCGGAACCAUGGAAGAGGAUUUCCUGGCCUGGAAGGAGCCUAUGUGGACUGCCCUGACGGAGACUAUGGGUCUCCAGGAACGUGAAGCUGUCUACGAGGCCGUAUUCUCUGUCACCGAAGACGACGAAAAGACCCCCGAGGAUGAGUCCGUCUACCUUGGUGAACCCACCUCCGCCCACCGUGAGGGCAGUGCCAAGGGUCCCUACUCCGCGCACAACCCUUACGUUGCCCCGAUUGUCGAAUCCUCCGAAUUGUUUGCUGUUAAGGACCGUAACUGUCUGCACAUGGAAAUCAGCAUUGCUGGUAGCAACCUUAGCUACCAGACUGGUGAUCACAUUGCUAUCUGGCCCACCAACGCCGGUGCCGAGGUUGAUCGCUUCCUGCAAGUCUUUGGUAUUGAGGAGAAGCGUCACUCCGUCAUUAAUGUCAAGGGCAUUGAUGUCACCGCUAAGGUUCCCAUCCCAACUCCGACCACGUACGACGCGGCUGUCCGCUACUACAUGGAAGUUUGUGCCCCCGUUUCCCGUCAGUUCGUCUCUACCCUCGCUGCUUUCGCCCCCGAUGAAGAGAGCAAAGCCGAGAUUGUCCGUCUGGGUAACGACAAGGAUUACUUCCAUGAGAAGAUCACCAACCAGUGCUUCAACAUUGCUCAGGCUCUUCAAACCAUCACUUCCAAGCCCUUCACUGCCGUUCCGUUCUCGCUGCUUAUUGAGAGUCUGAACAAGCUCCAGCCUCGUUACUAUUCCAUCUCUUCCUCUUCCCUGGUCCAAAAGGAUAAGAUUAGCAUCACCGCUGUUGUCGAAUCUGUUCGUUUGCCCGGUGCCUCGCACAUGGUCAAGGGUGUCACCACCAACUACCUCCUGGCCUUGAAGCAGAAGCAGAAUGGUGAACCCUCGCCCGACCCCCACGGUCUCACUUACUCCAUUACCGGUCCCCGCAACAAGUACGAUGGCAUCCAUGUGCCUGUUCAUGUCCGCCACUCCAACUUCAAGCUGCCUUCCGACCCAUCCAAGCCCAUCAUCAUGGUUGGUCCCGGUACCGGUGUCGCUCCUUUCCGCGGUUUCAUCCAAGAACGUGCUGCUCUUGCCGCCAAGGGCGAGAAAGUCGGUACCACACUUUUGUUCUUUGGUUGUCGCAAGAGCGACGAAGAUUUCAUCUACCAAGAUGAAUUCAAGACCUGGCAAGAACAGAUGGGCGACUCCCUGAAGAUUAUCACCGCCUUCUCCCGCGAGGGAUCCCAGAAGGUAUACGUCCAGCACCGCCUGAAGGAGAACGCCGAACUCGUCAGCGAGCUGCUGAAGCAAAAGGCCAAUUUCUACGUCUGUGGUGACGCCGCGAACAUGGCCCGCGAGGUCAAUCUGGUUUUGGGCCACAUCAUUGCCGAUCAGCGGGGCAUGCCCGCCGAGAAGGGCGAGGAGAUGGUCAAGCACAUGCGCAGCAGCGGCAGUUACCAGGAGGAUGUCUGGUCAUGA
Messenger RNA from Penicillium soppii, 2085 nucleotides. It is a transcript of the gene cprA, whose product is annotated as NADPH--hemoprotein reductase cprA. Gene Ontology annotation, cellular component: cytosol. The record is from RefSeq and is a predicted model, not a curated record. Gene Ontology annotation, molecular function: flavin adenine dinucleotide binding; NADPH-hemoprotein reductase activity; FMN binding. The coding region runs from base 1 to 2085 and encodes 694 amino acids. NCBI's taxonomy places the organism in Eukaryota, Fungi, Ascomycota, Eurotiomycetes, Eurotiales, Aspergillaceae. The transcript is spliced from 2 exons.